Anopheles stephensi (Asian malaria mosquito) is the source of this 602-nucleotide messenger RNA. RefSeq lists its product as uncharacterized. NCBI's taxonomy places the organism in Eukaryota, Metazoa, Arthropoda, Insecta, Diptera, Culicidae. The coding region runs from base 54 to 476 and encodes 140 amino acids. The record is from RefSeq and is a predicted model, not a curated record. The transcript has 2 exons.
UCGUUUUUUCAGCUAACUAUCUGCUGCCUAUAAGCGCUGCGUUUUUCCUAGCAAUGAACGGCCUCACUAUGCUGCUACCCUCCGAUCACUUGAGCCAACCGUCGAUCGGUCUCGCACUGUUCGGAACAAUGCUGAAAAGCGGCUGGGGAAUAUUUCCCUCCGUAUUAUUGCUUUACAUAGCAUUUGAGAAAAGACCGGCCUGGUUAGUUGCAGCCCUACAACAUCCGAUAUUGCUGGUUGCGUCCAAAUUAAGCUACAGCAUAUACCUGAUACAGUAUGCAAUAGUUUACACGGUGUACAAGCACAUCACCUAUCCGCUAGUGUAUAACAGUUUUACCAUUCUUCUCUUUACAGCAGCGAUCGUCAACAUCACGUUCUGUGUAGCAUUUUGUUACACAUUUUUAUUGAGCUUCCAUUUAAUUUAUUCCUCAAACAAAUCAUGGGCAAACCUAAAGCGAAAGUCUAAUUGUUUUUAACUUACUCAGCAAAAAUAGAAAUAAGGACGAAUUUAUACUUGGCCUGCCAUUUCUGGCUUUCUGUGACCUAAUUUUACCCGUAGUAAAGUAGUCAGCCCUACGCACGGGGAGGCGGUCAGGAUGGGA